CGCAGUGACGUCAUUGCGACGCGCGAAUUCUCUGUCUUCAAAGUCUUCUGAAUCCACGUCGCAUAAAUAUAAAUAAUCAAGAAUCGAAUUGGGGGAUUUCUGUCCCGUAAGCAAAAUUAGACGCCGGCUAAUGGGAAAUGUCCUCUCGGGCAGCCGUCAUGGAUACCAGCGCCUUCGACGCCGAUAAUUCGGUCAGCUGCCGGCUGGCCUCCGUCAUCCCCGACAUCUGCAAGACGGAAGACUGCUGCCUGGGCAUCGACGAAGCGGGCAGGGGACCGGUGCUGGGUCCAAUGGUUUAUGGAAUAUGCUUUUGUCCCAUUUCCAAAAAGGAGGAUCUUAAGAGCUUGAACGUGGCAGAUUCAAAAACUCUAUCGGAGGCAGAAAGAGAGAAUCUGUUCCAACAAUUGGACGAUGCCAAAAGUUUCGUGGGCUGGGCCUUGCAUAUUCUGUCGCCCAACACAAUCUCCACCAGUAUGUUACAGAGGACAAAAUGCAACCUGAACACGCUGUCACAUGACACAGCCAUUGGUUUAAUUCAGUUUGCACUGGCCGGCGGCGUACAGCUCAAAGAGGUGUUUGUGGACACGGUGGGCCCUGCCGAGAAGUACGAGGAGAAGCUCUCCAAGCUGUUCCCGGGCAUCGACGUCACAGUCAGGCCAAAAGCCGACUCCCUCUUCCCCGUCGUCAGCGCGGCAAGUAUCUGUGCAAAGGUGGCCCGAGACCACGUUGUGAAAAACUGGAACUUUUCCGAGGACCUGGGAGACGUGGAUACCGAAUACGGAUCAGGAUACCCGAACGACCCGAAGACCAAAGCGUGGCUCUUGAAGUACUUGGACCCGGUGUUUGGCUACCCCCAGUUUGUGCGCUUUAGCUGGAGUACGGCCCAAACCUUGAUCGACGGCAAGGCUGUGACCGUCCACUGGGACGAUGACGAGGAGGACGGCGAAAAGGCGGCGCAGCGGCUGGCCAACAGGUCCGUGCUGUCCUACUUCGGCUCGCCAGGCGGCGCCUCCGACAAAACGCGGCAGGCGCAUCGCUUCUUCGCCGAGCGGAGGCUGAAGAGUGUGGACGCGCUCUGAGCGCUGGCGUGCGCCUACUGUGAGUUGCUUGUACGAACACACAAGCAGCAGUGCAAGGAAUAUCUUUUUUUCAUUUUCUACGUCCCCGUUUUACUCAUAAAGUGUUAUUUUAUAAAAUGGA
Molecule: messenger RNA, 1200 nt
Organism: Syngnathoides biaculeatus (alligator pipefish)
Lineage: Eukaryota; Metazoa; Chordata; Actinopteri; Syngnathiformes; Syngnathidae
Gene: rnaseh2a
Product: ribonuclease H2, subunit A
Exons: 9
Coding region: 138-1079 (313 amino acids)
Biological process (GO): mismatch repair; DNA replication, removal of RNA primer
Cellular component (GO): ribonuclease H2 complex
Molecular function (GO): RNA-DNA hybrid ribonuclease activity; RNA binding
Source: RefSeq, a predicted model, not a curated record